ACUCGCGCGCUCCGGGACUGGUCGCCACGACAUCAAUGCCAGUCAGGAUUCUGGAGGAUUUUACGUAGCGGGACGGUCACGGUCCACCGGUCGGUGCAUCACUUGCAAGCGUUGUCAUGACGUGAAGUGCAGAAACAGAAAGAGAAAAGCGAAAUCUACAUGAUCUGAACACAAAAAAUUAAUAAUGCAUGUACAUACUAUGUAUAGUCAUUGUAUAAACAGUUCACUUGAAUUUUCAUUGAAAUUUUCAUUGAAAUCAAUGAAAUGCCACGUAGAUAUGUUCCGUGAGAAUUUGCGCAAUCUACGAUCCCGAGUCCGUCUUGUAGACCGACGUCCGUAGUCGUUGAUCUACUGAGUCUGUCCGAACGCAGAUUGAGUUUUCAUCAUUUAGAAAAGCGAUCCUGUCAGCUUUUCUAUUAUUGUGUUAGUAAUAGCAGCACCUUGACGUAGAUCUACGUAGAAUCUACCGAGCUAGCGAUACGCUUAGUUGACAAGCCGAGCGAACCGGCGACAACGCAGUUACUCUGUGACGGCGGAGCCCGUUUUAUUGACAAUGCUGGAAAAGCUGCUGCCUGAUUAUACCCCCAAGUACAAGCUGGUGUGGUGCUUUUCAGUGGUUCUCUUGAUUGCGUCCACAGGUCUUGUGAUCUUCUUUCAAACAUGUUAUUCCGAGGCAGCGCACAGUUCAGAGUUACAGGGCGAGCCUUGGUACACAGCUAUGCACGACCAGUCAACACUGGCUAAGAACUGGGCGACAUCUGCAGUAUGUAACUCGACAUUUGACGUUUUCAAUCCUGCCUUGGUGGAUGCUGUGGUCAUCACUCUUCCAGCUACUAUCUUGCUUCUUGUGUCACUGCUGUCACAGCUGGUUUUCAAGAAGAAUCCGAAAAAGAUUCCAGAGAUGACAAUCAUUGGCCUUCUACUGUUGACCGUUGCCAUUGGCUGCCUCCUCAAAUCGACACUGGUCAAUAUGCAACUGCGGCAAUAUUCAUACCCGACAACAUAUUCCAUCGUCCCCGGCGUGUUCUUUGGUUAUGUUGCCAGCGCUUUUAUAGCAACGUCUGGCUCAGUGUGGAUGAUCUGGCCGGGACCAGAGACGCCAGAAGCCAGUCAUCCGGCUAGCCCCGAGGAGAUCCCACUGCAACGACUCGACGGACAUGACCUGCCGCCAAUGAUUCAGCCCGUUCGUCUCCAGCAAGCAAGCCCUGCAGCUGGCGAUGACGCUCUGCAGGAAGACGAACAAUGGCGGCGUCUGCAGACAGAAUCUGAAACAGCAGCAGGAGUGUCCUGAAGUCCUGAUUCACAUUCACUACCCAAGCAGCAUAAGCCUAUUACUUAGGCGUUCUAUCUUCCAUCACCCAUCAUCAGAUGUGCCGUUAUGCUCGCAUUUUGGUGCCAUCACUCGCCGCUACAUCAGAAGUCUACUGCAGUGAUGGAGUAACUGGUAGUAAUGUUAGCACAGCAGUGGUACCCCAGCACUUUCAGUGUACUGAUCGCAGGGGGUAUUUGCAUAUCAGUUUUCUGCACUGCAAUGUUGCCAAGUCGCGUGAGCAAGGCUAGUUUCCAUCUUUUUUUCCGUGUGCUGGAAGUCGAGCUGGAGGUGAUGGAGCAAGUCGCGCUGGUGAUGCCAUGGUGCAAGUCGCGUUGGUGAUGCCAUGGUGCAAGUCACGUUGGUGGUAAUGGUGGUGGACUAUAUACUAUGCUGGCCAGGAACCCGGCCUAUGGUUGUCAGUGCGUAUUAUGUGUCAUGUUGCUGUGAAGCAGCGCACGCUACAACACAACAGUAUUGUUACUGGAAUCAACAAACAGAUCACAACCGGCCUUUCAGGAAUGUACAGUACACACGGACACAGUCUUGUUUGAUUUGGGACAGUGUCUCUACUGCUGCUGGUGGCCAUGCUCUGCACUGUCGUCCUUGGGUCUUCAAGCGACUGGGUUUACUGCUUUCUGCUGCCCAUAGCUACAUGACUACUCUAGUAGUAUAUAGCACCACAGCUCUGUCCAAUGAAACACGAGAACGUGGCUUGCAUGCACAGCCACCAUACAUGUUACUGCAUUGGAUUACGGUGAGCUGCACAGUGUAUGCAUGACACUGUGGCCGAGUGAGUGCAGAUUUCACUGGCCAUCACAGCAGUAUGAUUGUGUUGCUGUGCUACCAUUAUCCUAGCCUACCCUGAUACAAUGAAAUAGCGAUUGGAGACGCUGCACUGCUCCAUUCUGCUUGGUGCAGAGGUGUAGCCGCGGCUUUCAUUCAUACCCUGCCGCCACUCACAGCACCCCCCCCCUCCCCCCCCCCCCCCCCCCACUGUUCCAGUGACGCAUUCAAUGUUUUUGCCAAACUUGCUCGUCGCCAGCUACUUUUUACAAGCAAAGGCUGAUACGUGUACAAGUACACGCGCACGUAUGAUGAAUACCCGCCGUUGAAUGCAUGACUGGACUGCAAUAUAAUAAUUAUUAUGUCCUACUUUCGAUACGGUGACAAUCAAAUUGAAUCAAUGCAUGCUGCAUAAAAAAAUCACACGCAACAUGCCGCUGAGUGGGCACAAGAACACAAUGUUGCUGUAUAUGCAUUGUGCUCCUUCAUGUGCAUUUUCCAUGCAUCCUUGAAUGAUCCUUCGCAUAAUUCAGUAUCAGUUCACCAACAAAAUAAGGGUUCUCUGGAUAUCAGGAAGACAGAAAAAAGCAUUUUAAAAUGUCA
Sycon ciliatum is the source of this 2698-nucleotide messenger RNA. RefSeq lists its product as uncharacterized. The transcript is spliced from 6 exons. The coding region runs from base 554 to 1291 and encodes 245 amino acids. NCBI's taxonomy places the organism in Eukaryota, Metazoa, Porifera, Calcarea, Leucosolenida, Sycettidae. The record is from RefSeq and is a predicted model, not a curated record.